AUUAGAAAAGAAAAGAAAAACUACAAAAAACAGUAAACAAAGUAAUGUGCGUAUGUGGAAAUCAUCGCUGUUGCCACCACCACGUCAUUUGGGGCAAACUUCUCGGCACUGUAUCUCGUUGUUAGAUGAGAAGCAUAUAUUGCAACAACAGCAGCAGCAUUUGCAGAAACAGCAAGCACAACCCAGUCAACAGCAGCAACAGCAGGUGCACCUACAACAGCAAUCACAUCAGGUUCUCCAGAGAAAUCAAGACUACGAAAAACAGCAUGCACCUGAUAACACAAAGAUAUAUUCUCCUACGGCCUUAAUACAUUCACAGCCCAAACCCAUGUCUGCAGAAGAACGAAGAAAAUUUGAGGUAACGAAUAGUGAUAAUAUUAAAAUAAUUAUAACCCAGUUUUGUAACUUAUAUUAAAAAAAAAAUA
Molecule: messenger RNA, 425 nt
Organism: Cherax quadricarinatus
Lineage: Eukaryota; Metazoa; Arthropoda; Malacostraca; Decapoda; Parastacidae
Source: RefSeq, a predicted model, not a curated record